This is a messenger RNA of Stegostoma tigrinum, 9430 nucleotides long. It is a transcript of the gene prox1a, whose product is annotated as prospero homeobox 1a. NCBI's taxonomy places the organism in Eukaryota, Metazoa, Chordata, Chondrichthyes, Orectolobiformes, Stegostomatidae. The transcript has 5 exons. Gene Ontology annotation, biological process: regulation of transcription by RNA polymerase II. The record is from RefSeq and is a predicted model, not a curated record. Bases 246 to 2450 code for a protein of 734 amino acids. Gene Ontology annotation, cellular component: nucleus. Gene Ontology annotation, molecular function: DNA-binding transcription factor activity, RNA polymerase II-specific; RNA polymerase II cis-regulatory region sequence-specific DNA binding.
UUGAAGUGUAUCUUCAGCGGCUCGCGCAGAAUUAACAAUCAGAGAGAAGAGAGCGCCGCGAAGCCCUGCCUCCUGGAGGUCUCCAGUAUCCUCACCAACCUCCUCUCUGUCUCUCUCUCUCUCUUUCUACCUACCGCAAGCAGAAAGCUUUCUUCCCCGCUGACCAAUACUACAACACAGGUCCUGGGAUUCUCGAGCUUGCCCAGCUGACAAGCUUUUGAAGAUGGCACAAUAAUAGUCCAGUGAUGCCUGACCAUGACAACAUAGCCCUCUUAACUAGACAUACGAAAAGACGCAGGGUCGACAUUGGAGUGAAGAGAACUGUAGGGACAUCUACAGUGUUUACUAAAGCGAAAGUGAAGCUAUUCAGUGCCAUGAAUCCCCACGGUUCAGAUCAGGACAUUGAGUGCUCAGUGGUCCAACAUACAGAUGGGGACAAAUCAAAUGUGCUCCGCAAGCUGUUGAAGAGGGCAAACACAUAUGAAGAUACCAUGAUGCCUUUUCCAGGAGCUACCAUAAUUUCCCAGCUGUUGAAAAAUAAUGCAACCAAGAAUGGAAGCUCAGAGCUCAGUUUGCAAGCCAGCGGUCUCUCCAGCACAGGCUCAGAAGCAAAUCAGGAGGAUGCCUGUAGUAAUUCUUCAAGGGAAAGUACUCAAGAAUGCGUUUCACCGUUUAGCAGACCUAGCAUGAGCCAAUUUGAUGUGGAUCGUCUUUGUGAUGAACAUCUGCGAGCUAAACGUGCCCGAGUUGAGAAUAUAAUUCGAGGCAUGAGUCAUUCACCAAAUGUGGCGUUGCGGGGUGGAGAGAAUGAUCGAGAUGGGGUACAGCAGCCUGUGAGUCCCCGAGAAAGCUAUAGGGAGAAUAAACGCAAGCAAAAGCUUCCCCAACAGCAGCAGCAAAGCUUUCAACAAUUGGUUACAGCUCGGAAAGAGCAGAAGAGAGAAGAACGUCGGCAAUUGAAACAACAGCUGGAAGAUAUGCAGAAGCAACUGCGGCAGCUCCAGGAAAAAUUCUACCAAAUAUAUGACAGUACAGAUUCUGAGAAUGAUGAAGAUGGUAACCUGUCUGAAGACAGCAUGCAAUCUGAGACUGCUGAUACAAGAGCACAUGACAGGUCUGACAAUGAGAUGUCAGACCUAGAUCCAGGACACUUUCUUGAUCGUGCUCGUGCUCUUAUUAGAGAACAGGAAAUGGCAGCAGAAAAUGAAAAACUGAAGAGAGAUGGCCACUCAGGAAAAAGUCAAGGCUCAACCAACUUGCAUGCUGAAGGGAAACAGCUCGCUGAGACUCUUAAACAGGAGCUUAAUUCAACUAUGUCACAAGUAGUAGACUCUGUUGUUAAAAUGUUCUGUAAAUCCUCCCACCAGCUUCCUCAGGUCUUCCCACCUAUCCAGAUUCCACAGGCAAGAUUUGCCGUGAAUGGAGAGAAUCACAACUUCCAUACUACUAAUCAACGGCUCCAAUGCUUUGGUGAUGUCAUCAUUUCCAACCCGUUGAACACUUUUGCCAACAUGCAUGUACCUAAUUCUUCAGACCAGACAGAAGCACUGCCUCUUGUAGUACGCAAAAACUCAUCUGAGCAGUCCGCCUCCACUCCUUCUAUCGGUGGCCAUCACAGCUCUCUUCAUCAGUCUCCGCUCUCAGCUGCAGCGGGAUUUUCAUCCCCUGCCUUCCGCCAUCCACUGCCUCUUCCUCUUAUGGCAUAUUCCUUUCAGAGUUCUAUAGGUAAUGCAUCCAGCACAGUUUCUGGGAAAGACAGGUCAUCUCCUGAGUCAUUGGACUUGACCAGGGAAACUGCCUGUCUGCGGACCAAAGUGUCAUCACAUCACAUGAACCAUCGUCCGUGCUCGCCAAUGCAUCCAUCCAGCACAGCUGAAGGUCUCUCUUUGUCUCUCAUUAAAUCUGAAUGUGGUGACUUGCAGGAUAUGGCAGACAUUUCACCAUAUUCUGGAAAUACAAUACAGGAAGGACUGUCACCUAAUCACCUGAAAAAGGCCAAGCUGAUGUUCUUCUACACGCGGUACCCUAGUUCCAACAUGCUGAAGAUGUUCUUCUCUGAUGUGAAGUUUAAUAGGUGCAUCACCUCACAGCUUAUCAAGUGGUUCAGCAAUUUCCGAGAGUUUUACUACAUCCAGAUGGAGAAGUUCGCUCGUCAGUCUAUUAAUGAUGGAGUAACGAGCACUGAGGAGUUAACUGUCUGCCGUGACUCUGAGCUGUUCAGAGCCUUGAAUAUGCACUACAACAAAGCAAAUGAUUUUGAGCAGGUUCCGGAGAGGUUCUUGGAAGUGGCUCAGAUCACAUUACGAGAGUUUUUCAAUGCCAUUGUUGCAGGCAAAGACGUUGAUCCUUCCUGGAAGAAGGCCAUCUACAAGGUCAUUUGCAAGUUGGACAGCGAAGUCCCAGAGGUUUUCAAAUCUCCAAACUGCCUACAAGAGCUACUACAUGAGUAAAGAUGCUGAGAGCCAUUUGAAUGUAUCAGAUGUAAUAUACCCCUUCUGUUCUGAUGUCCAAUCCUUGUAUUCCUUUUCUCAGCUCUGAUUUGUUAAUUUUCCCUAAUGUUUUACCCUUUUACAAUUGACCUUGUAAGAAGAUUAUUCACCACAGCCUUGAACCCAGUAAAACUGAUACCUGAACCCUUCUGUUUCAAAGAUUAGAUUAGAUUUGAUUUAUUGAAGGAAAAACUAAAGUGUGAGAGUGUACUUUUAAUUUUUUUUUAUUUCAAUAUAGGGUGUUACACCUAAAGUAAUCUGCUCUGUCAGACAGAAGGAUUUAUUAAUGAUUACUUGUGGCAAAUGGCAAAUAACUAUGACAUCAUUUGGACAAUAAAAUAGCUGUCAUGGGAUACAACACUACACACUAGGAGGUUUCACCUAGCUAUAUCAUUAUAAGUGAAGACUAAGCCUGCUGUUGUUUUGAUCUCAGGCAUGAAAACAAUUGAUCUUUGCCCCCAUACUAGAAUGCACCAUAUAGUCAGAGCUUACCUAAUGUCAUUUUUAAUCCACAUAACCAUCACCUUACAAAUGUUUGAUUCUGCUGUCUCUAGCUGACAUUGGUCAUGUUGUACUGAUACGCAUGUUACAGUCAACCAUUGUUGUCCCACUAAAAUUAUUCUUUUCUGCCAACAUUCAUUACUUCUUCACCCAACAGUUGUGUUUUCCUGCAGUAACCGAGAAUCAGGUGUUUGUUCAUUUCUAAUGAUUCCAAAUUAAUUUGCAAAAUUUCGUGGCUGGCCAAAUCACCAGAAGUAGGUUCAACUCUCGAGCUAGCAUGAGGAAAAUAAACAUUUUCAGUUAGUUUCUACUAAAUUCUAUUAAAACUUAAAAACUCGUAUGCUUCUAUUCAAAACAAAGUUGUCCAGUCAACCUGCUGUUCUUUAGCAGCAGCUUGCAUUGAACCUAUAGCUGAGAUUUGGAGUUGCUAAUGUGCUGCAUUAAGAUCACUUUUAUUUACUGAAGCAAUGUACUGUAAGCUGACAGAUUUUCAAACCAACUGAUGUGCUGUGAACUUUAUCGAAGGCUUUAUUUUGUGGCUGUGCUGCUUGAAGUAAUACUAAUGUAACGGUUUGCAUUGCAUAGCAUCACUAAAGAAAAGGAACUUGAAAAUUUAAUUGAACUAAUGAGAAUGUGUCAGCUUAUCACUUGAAAUGAUGAAAAAAAAUCAGAUUGUCAUUGUUUAAAAUAGAGGAAAUCCAUUCAGGUACAAAAGAAAAAAUCUCAUGCAAAAAAAAAGUGCUUUAAAGUGCAAAUCAUUACAAGAGUACUGUUGAGUGCGUUAUUGUAAUUAGAAUACAGAUUAUUUGUGAAAAUGAUUGCUUGUACAUAGUGUGCAACCAUUCUGUUGACAUGGGAAAUCGCAUGUGCAUAAACAUGCCAUACUGUUAGAAUCAGUUUUAAACUAAAUUGCUCACCACAGGGAAUUUGAGGCUGUGACCAGAUUUAAUCUGAUUUCUGUUAACUGCAACUAUAUAAAAAAAAUUACAUUCUGUUUUAAAUUAUUUGCAAGGACAUCUAUAUUAUUAAAUCUGAUUUGAUGCCACUUCAUAAACAGCAAGAUUUCUCUCCCUCAUCCCAUUAUCUUCUGUAGCAUUUGGUUUUUAUGUUGGUAAUGACUGCUGUAAGCGUCUUGAGUCACUAGAUGAAGAGAACAUGCUGAACUGUGUACAAUCUUUUAAAUUUAUAUAAUAUAUAUACAUAUUUACGCAGUCAUACUGCAAAUGCCCUCAUUAGCCUGAUUUAAUUGUUAUCGGAGUGUGAACUUUAGUAAUAGUGUGUUUAUUUUAUUUGCCAACGUAAUUACUACUGAGAGCAAAUUUCUAUAUAUGACAUUGUGAUCUAUACCUGUAUCUGUGCCAGUUCAUUUGAUGUUAAACCAAUCCAUUUUGAUCACAUACAUUUUGAAUCAAUCAGAUCCACCAGCCAAUAUGUUCACAAGGUAUUUUAAAAUGACUAUACUGAGAUGUAGUGAAGUAUUAUAACUGGAUUUGAAUAUAGCCACUCUGCCUUUUAAUUGCAGUUUCUGACAAAAUGAUGAAGCAUGCAAGUGUGCACUUUCCGAAAACACACUUUAUGACAUCCUAUUCUAAAAGGAUUGGCAUAAUUAUUGCACCUUUUGAAAUGUGUUCAGAUUUUUCAACUUCUCAUCUCUCAUAAUCCAGUUGCUUAUAUAGUACAUUUAUGCUGAUCAUUUGUUUAUAAUGUUAGAUCCCCGCAACUGCAGGAUAAAAAUGGUUCCGGUACCUGCCUAUGUUAAAAGUAAUUAAUGUCAUUCAUUCUUUCUGUUUUAUGGUCUGAUGCAGUUUUUUUUUGUCUAUUUGGGAAAUUAAUCUAUACAACCAGGUGUUAACUGGAUUAUGUCAUCAGGAGUUUCUGGAGUGCCAGCUGGAAAUUCCUGAUUUUAAGCAGUGAUUCACUCAACAAUUUACAGGCUGUAGAAAAGCUGAUACUGCAUUGUAACCAAGUUCAAUUAUUAGCAUUAUUGGAAGAGAUUCCAGUAGGUUCCCGGUGCACUGCCUUGGACAAUACCAAACUGAAGUACAGUUAGUUAUAAUGGCUUAGACUGUUCUAAGCUAUUCAUCACAAUUGGUCACCACCUGACUCUUCUUUGCAAAAUGACCUUGUCACUUUAUGAUACAUCCAUAAUUGUUUUAAUCCUUUCAGUGGCAUUCAUCUAUAUUUAGUAUUGUGUUAAAACUACUGCAGGAUAGUACAAAGCUAAAUUUAGGAUUCCUGUGUUAUUUUUCCUCUUUUACAUAAAUCAGACAUGAAUUCAGUAUGUAAUUCAGCAAUAUUGAAUUCAGUUCUUAAUGUGUGGAUAUGUUGGUUAAAUGACAUCUGCAGGACUGUAGUUUCAUGGCAAGCAUCUGCACAGUAUUCCAGAUUAAAAUUUGCAGGACUACAAAAUUUAAUUCCAGUAGAAUCUGAAUACAUUAAGGCUGAGUUAAAUACAACUGGUUAUAAAAACUGUUCAGGCCCUAGAACCUUGUGUUUGGAUUUCAGUAUUAGCAAUCUUAGUUGCUGUACAGUGUUCAAACACAUCAAUACUAUACAGAACAUGUUUGAAAGCAAAGUAUAAUUUCAGCCUUUAAAAUGAAGUAAUCCCACUUUUUGUAAUUUUUUAUAUUUCUUUUAGGUAAGGAUUACAUUGCUUCAAAAGCUACUUUAUUUUGAGUAGAUGAAUAAUGAGGAUUAAAAUCUGAUUUAUAUAGUAAAAGUUUAGCAUUUGUUAGAAGCUGAGGGGAUAAUAUGGUACAAUAGAGUGAAUUAAUCAUUCAUUUGAUAAUGAUGUGGCACUACAGCAUUAGUGAAAUUCAUUAUUUUUGAUUUCUUUUACACAGAGGUGUUGCUGCUUGCCUAAGACGUUAUAACAUUAUAAUUGGUCAAGGAAAAUGACAUGUACAACAGCAUAAACACUAAGCCAAUGAAAGAGUUAAAAAUAUUAUUGGAAUUAUGUACUGUCAAUCUUCCACCAUGAGCAGCAGAUAAUUAGUAUUGAGAGACCCAGCAUCAAUGUAAUAAUUCGAGCACCAUCAGAAGUACAAAUUGUGUUUUUGGUUAUGUAAUAUUUUCAUGAUAAAAUUCAAUCUGAAAAAUGGAGUUCUCUGAAGAUGGGGAGAGCACUUAAAGUCCAGAAUAUGCAAACAUUUAACACAUUUUCCAAAUUUAAAAUUUAAAAACCAUAAGGAGUAAAAUUUGAGAUUUUGUCCCCCAAUGCUACAGUUUAACUAGUUGUAUGUGUAGUUUUUGGAUAGAAAUGCAGGGAAGCAAUUAAUGUCAGCACUUAGCCUUAAAUCCUGCUGACUUCAAAAUAACAGCACAAUGCCUGCAAUACCCUAUCGGUAUUAUGAAGCACUUGCAGAAUCUGCAGACUUUAGGCAAUGCAGACAAUAGCAAUGGAGUGCCAAUGUAUUUACUAUGCAUCUAAAGCAAGUCUUUCUUUUAGUUUUGGUAUGCCCCAAAGUGCUGAAUGUUUUAUUUUGGUUGUGUUCUACACUCUUUCUCAGCCCUGCCUGACAGAACUAUGUACCAGUCACUCAGUCUCAAUUAGUACUGACAUGUUGUGACUAUGAAAUUUGAAAUCAAACUUGUCUAAUGAAAUUAGUCAUGAAUAUUGGUGGUCCUAUUAUAGGAUUGACCUUGAAGAAUACAAGCUAACAGUUCUGCGCUGACAUGACAAUGUGGUCUCAAUUAGAGUGGGAAUGAUUAUCAUAAACAGAAUAAAGGGUCUUAACUAUCUUGAUUAAUUGUUUGGAGAUUAGAGGAUAAUGUUUGUAAGAUUUGUCAAAUAAUUAAAUUGUGCACAAGAUUGCUAAGUUUAUCAUACAUCCUGGCAUUUUGUAAAAAAAAGUAAAACAAUUGGAUUCUAAAGAAUUUCAGUACUCUAUUCUGUAAUUAUUACACCUCUGGUCUAAUAGGAGAGUUUUGUAAUAUGAUUUUAAUAAAGACGCGUUCAACAGUCUAAUUGUAAUUCCAUUUAAACUAAUUUCUUUUUGUGCAGUAUAUAAAGAAUGUUUCCGGAAAUUUUAUUUGAACUGGAAUGCUUUUACGAGAGCCAUAAUGCCUUUGUGCCUCCAGCUACAUUUUUCCUUACAAACCUGAGAUUAUCACAAUUGCUUCACAAGGUUUUCUGUCAUUAUUCUGGCAUACACUUUUCGUAUUCAUGAGCUACAAGAGGCAGGAGGUCAGAUAUUUUAGAGUGGAAAUUUAUAUAGUUUAAUAUGAGCUAAUGAUGGAUGCUAUAUCUGUAAAUUAAUUCCCAUUUUCUGUACUCUUAUUACUAAUAGAAAUUUAACAUUGCUUAUUAACUUGAGGUGAAAUCCUGUGCCUAGAUCUUAAAUGCACCAGCUUGAAGGAUACACACACCUUCAAUUUACCAAUUUCCCACAUAUACAAUUGUUCUUGUGCCUUCUGUGGCUGAACAUUUCUUUUGGGAUUCUUGAGGAUUUCCUUUUUAUUCAUAACCCACUGCAAUAAAUGCCAGAUUUUAUUUCCUGCAGUUUACCAUGAUGGUAAUAGCUAUGCACAUAUUGUAUCUUUAUAAAAAAUAAACAGCUGGAAAAAUUUUUGAAGAAGAGAAUUUUUAGAACAGUUUGAUAAAGCAAAUUAUUUUUUCCUUUUCGACUGUUUGCUCAGCAUUCAAGUUUGGGAAAUCUUGUAGAAGCCAAUUUUUUGUAACCGUGGUGCAGAUUUUGUGUUUUCAUAGAUUAUAAAAAGUAGUAUAGAAGCAAUAUUUCAUAUGAUGUGUUUUAAGUGUGAAGUGAAAGCUGAUUUUUUUUCCCUUUUUAGGUGGACAACUUUUCUAUUUUAGACAUGCUGAAAAUAUGUUUUGUGAAGAGAUUGUUUUAUUGUGACCUCUGCGGCACUUAUAUUUAUGACUAUUGCCGAUUUGUCGCAGAGAAUGUUCACAGUAGUGAAAAAUUUAUAUGGCAGACAUUAAGUUGUAGUAUUUAAAUAGUAUGAGGUAUUUACUCACAUAUUUUAUUGCAGCUAGAUUGUGCCUCAGAAUAUCAAAAGCUGGUAAUUGCUUUAAGUUUCUGAUUUAAUAUUUUUGGUUUUUUAAAACAUGUUGUAAAGUAAUUGCAUUAAAAAUAUGUGGGUAAAUAUUUAUAAAAGUUUUAAAAAGGGAGCCCUCGAGAAAUGCUAACCUUAAAUUACCAUAUUUCAUUUGAUUUGUUUUGCAUUCUUUUUUCGUACCCCUCCUUUUAUAUUUUUCAACUAAUCAACUUUCACAUCUGAUUUUAUUUUGCAAAACAUUUUGCCAUCACAGGAAAUACAAUGCAUGAUGUGAUACUGAUCAAAAAGUAUGUAUUUAAUUUCCUAUGAAAAUACCUAUUGCCAUUUUUCCCACAAAUGUAAACUCAUACAUUUUGGAAGACUUAUUACAUUUAUCAAAAUUCUUUGAUAUUCACUUCAUGGUUUAUUGUAUUCAAAAUCCACAAAUUUGCGCUCAUUACUCAUUAUGACUUCUGUAUCUUGUAAAAUAUUUACAGAAUGUAUAUUGCAUCUACCCAGUAAAUAAAUAAGUAAAUGGAUGAAUCCUGAGACCUUCCUUGUGGUGAUGUCAGUGGCACAGAAACAGCUACAGCAAAAGCAAAAGCACAUGCACUUGUAAAUUAUGUAAUUUACCCAAAUCUUGACCACGUAUAACCUUUUUUUAAAGUGGUAGUUUAAUGUUGACCUGUUUUUUGAGAACUCCCUUCAAAUUGAAUGGCAAGGGAGAUGGCUGUUUUGGAAAUGGUUACUGCGUAUUGCACUUCUAUUGCAGAAUGUGAAGUUGAAUGAAAUGUGCUCAUCUUGUCAUAGAAAACUGUGGGAUAUGAACUGCCUGCGAUGAAAACGCUUGUAUGUAUAUGGUUGCAGAAAAGUGAAAAAAAACACUGCCUUUAUAUUAUUUAGCAAUAUGUUGUACAUAGCAUUAUGCUCCUUUUUUGUAUUAAAUACCUGUUAAUUUGAAAAUAGUGCAGUAAUUGAAACUGACCUAGUCAGUGUUUUUUUUUCGAUUUUUUUUUUUCUCUAGCUAGAAACCAUUUUGAUUGUGGAUUUUUGUUGUUGUCAAUUGUUCUGAAACUUUGCAUAAUUUAUUGGUUUAAUUUAUCCUAAUUUAUUUGAAGGUGUACAAUUUUUGUAUUACCAGGGAUGUACUGUAAUAAUUGAUCAUAUAAUGAAAUGAUGAGCCCUGUCCAUAUUAUAGGGGUGCCGUAGCCAACUGACAUAAGCAAUCCUUAUUAAAUUCUGCUUGGCAGCUACUAAAUUUUGAAGAUAAAACCUUUUGUUGAAUAACUGAUUUUAUUUUGUGUGUUUUAAGCUUUUUUUGUAUGGUAUCCAGACUUUUACCUUUGCUUUGUACCACCUACAGACUACAGUAGUUCAAUUGCCUUGUGUGCCUUCCAUUCUUCUCUGAACUGAAUGUAUGUGCAGUAUAUAUGCAAGCUUGU